AUGUCCUUCUCGAACAGCAGCGGUGGCACACUCGCCCUACCAUCACCAACCCACGCCCACCACAUCGACGUCACAUCGGCAGUCCGCACUCUCCGACGCUCUAUUUCACGAUCACCUUCCAAGUUUUUAACGCGUUCCAACUCCCAAAACUCGCUGAGCCCCGAAAGCCCCCACCAAACCUCACCUCAAUCGCCUUGUCGUCGAUUUGGCGCAACGCCGCAAAACCAACAACUUCUACCGUCCCACACUCGCUCAGCACCUCCUCAUAUCAACGGUGCCCCGCAUUCAAGCGCUUUUACACCCUUCCGCCCCAGCGUUAGGCUCUCGUUGCGUUCCGCCAAGGCCGGUAAGACAUCGCCCUCAAGACCGUUGACACGAGCACGCGCUUCUCCUAAGAGCCCUCUCAAGAGGGCACUCAACAUGGCUCCCGAUAGCGGCAACUCACUACCUGCGGUACCUUUGGCUUCGGUUAUCGAUGCAUCAGGGCAAGAGAACAACGCUCUGGGAGCUACAAGCCCUAUCUCUGUCAGUCCCGUCAAGCGACGCAGCCUCACUCUCGACGUCGCUGGAUCCUCGCCGACCUCAUUUCUCAAGUCUCUUGAUUCCAACAAUGACGGCCAGACGGUCCCAAACAACGGGUCGUUAAAGCGCAGUGACGCAACCAUGAAUCUGGACCAACCGAGCCAGGGAAGCCCGGUGGCUAAGCGACGGAGCUUGCAUGGAAUAUCGGGGCUGGGCCAGAACGAGGACCAAAAUAUCUUUGGUGCCAAUACGACAUCUUCACAGAGCUUCUAUAUACAUGAAGACUCAUCUACCGAAUAUGAGAUUGCGGGUACUAGCGGAUCACCAUUCCGCGAUCCUGUCCCCUCACCAACACCUGCGACGACGAAUGUUCCUAAGAGGUCAUCGUCCCUACGUAAGUCAACUCUACAACAAAGAUAUGGGGAGCGAGGAUCUUGGGGAAGACGAUCCGGUGAACGACAGCUGGCUCAGAUGAGCUCCGAAUAUUCUCCUGUCCGAAGUCGACCUCGCCUUUCUCUGGACCAAUUUGUUCCUCCUCCUGUGCCUCAAGAGAGCCCCUUUGUUUCUACAACGCCGACCUCGAAACCACCACCCACUUCCUUCUUUGGCGACAAGGCCCAUCAACCACAUCCUCUAUCGAAGACACUGACGACAUCGUCUUCAGGAAACAGCCUAACCGAGGAAGCACCUAUUUAUGCUCCCGUGGCCCGGAUGCCAGAUCGACCCAGACCUCACCUUUUCUCACGAUCCCUACCUCUCAAUGCGACACGACCUACUCGCCCAAAUGACAUGUCCAAGGCCAUGGCGACACCCAGCAACUCGCAGCUGUGGGUGGGCGCUUUCAACUCUACUGGACUUAUUUCCAAGGUCAACCGAAACCCCGAAGAGGAUGCUGACAAGAAGAUGGCCCCUCCCGAUACACCAUGCAAGAAGCAUUCUAACCCGUUCGCUACUUUCCCUCCACCGGCCGGGAGUGCUAUGAAGAAGAGGGGUAACAACCGGAAUUCUUUUGGCGGUCUCCCUUCCACCCCAUUUGGUAACAGUACAGCCAGCUUUGGUAGGCCAGGAAAGGGCAUGUCGAUAUUCCAACGUGGCAGUGCUUCUAGGAGUGCACGUCGCGGCAGUGUCCUUAGCCUGGAUGGUGAUGAGCACAAGCUCUUUGGUGAAACGAUUGACUUUUCGACACCCAUGGAAGGCGACGCCCCCCCUACUCCAACCAAGAACACUUUAACUCCCAGCCUUAGCAAGGUCAGCGAGUACUCAUUUGAGAGUCCCCAUGAUAACCAUAGCCCGACUGCCAACCGAACAUUACACUCUACUACUCCGGUCCUCGGCACCUCUGUCCCUCGAGAAGCAACUUGUAAGUCGGAAGUCCCAACAACUGACGGACCAGCUGGAAAAGUCGACAAUCCAAGUCGGCUUCCCGAUGCUGGACGUCUGUAUUCCCCAUCUUCGCAUCUGCCUCUGUCUUCGUUUGGCCGUUCCAGGGCUCGACGAGGAUUACACUCUCCUUCUCCACUAAGCACAGUUUCUUUGAGUCAUUCCCUCAGCUCUCCUCAUGAGACAUUUACUAAAUCGAAACUCUGUGAAUCAGCCAGCCCUCUUGAUGGACGACGAACACCGCAGACCCCACGCGAGAGUUUGCUGCCUCUCGACACCAGCCGAUUGUCUAUUUCUCAGAUUGGCGAUGGCUUCUCUGAUAACAUGCCACCUCCCGUCACCCCAACAGCAGGACGGGACUUGCGAUCAUCUACCAGCCUCCUUGUUACUCCUGUGAACGCCCGUACUAGUAACAUUGACAUUGAUGCAAGCCUGUCCUCCCGAUUUGACAAAGUCGAGCAGAUUGGAAAGGGUGAAUUCUCUGUUGUCUAUCGUGUCACUCAGGCGGACCAUCAAAUGACAUUUGGCAACCUCAGUACAACCCCGACAACAAGCCCCACUAAGGGCAGAGUCUAUGCUGUAAAGAAGAGCAAGCAUGCGUUCCAGGGACCGAAGGAUCGGGAUACAAAGGUCCGAGAGGCCGAAAUUUUGAGGACUCUUAGCUACUCUGAGCAUGUGGUCCAGUACUUCGAUCAUUGGGACUACAACAACCAUCUCUAUAUUCAAACAGAGUACUGCGAAGAGGGUACCCUCGACAAGUUUCUGGGCACUGUUGGACGAGGUGGACGACUAGAUGACUUUCGCAUCUUCAAGAUUCUCCAGGACCUGUGCUUGGGUCUGAAGGAUAUUCAUGAUGCAGGUUUCAUGCACUUGGAUCUCAAGCCGGCCAACAUUCUUGUCACGUUCGAAGGUGUUCUCAAGAUUGGUGACUUCGGCCUAGCCCAAUCCUGUUCAUCUGCCGAAGGCGUGGACGUUGAGGGCGAUCGUGAGUAUAUGGCCCCGGAGAUGCUCAAGGGCAAAUCCUGCCAGUCCGCAGACGUCUUCUCCCUUGGUCUCAUCAUCCUUGAGACAGCCGCCAACGUUGUCCUACCUGACAAUGGACCUACGUGGAUCGCCCUCCGCUCUGGAGAUCUUUCCGAAGUGCCAAGUCUCACCUGGAAUCCCUCUAUCGAGGUCCAGCGAGAUGCCACUGGUAACCCUACCGAGAUUAUGCAUAGCGAUGAUUUCACAAGUGGCAAGACACACGACCCAAGCAACUUGUUUGGCCCAUCCAAGCGAUCGGAACUACUGCAACCUCCUGAGUUUAUGGUUAACGCCACCCACAACAGCUCUCUCGACUUGAUUGUACGAUGGAUGACAGCUCAAGAGCCCAGUGAGCGACCCACUGUGCAUCAGGUUCUGGAACUUGAGGGCCUGCAGUGGGUUGGCCAUCACCGCGCCGCACCGGCAACUGUUUACGAAGGAAACUGGGGACCUGAUGAGGAGUUGAUCCCUAUUUCCAUCGCAGAGGGUGGUGACAGUGACACAGAGAUGACCGACGUCUAG
Messenger RNA from Fusarium tjaetaba, 3447 nucleotides. Its product is annotated as WEE WEE-unclassified kinase. The record is from RefSeq and is a predicted model, not a curated record. Gene Ontology annotation, biological process: protein phosphorylation. The transcript has 2 exons. NCBI's taxonomy places the organism in Eukaryota, Fungi, Ascomycota, Sordariomycetes, Hypocreales, Nectriaceae. Gene Ontology annotation, molecular function: ATP binding; protein kinase activity. The coding region runs from base 1 to 3447 and encodes 1148 amino acids.